Molecule: messenger RNA, 699 nt
Organism: Spinacia oleracea (spinach)
Lineage: Eukaryota; Viridiplantae; Streptophyta; Magnoliopsida; Caryophyllales; Amaranthaceae
Exons: 1
Coding region: 1-699 (232 amino acids)
Molecular function (GO): catalytic activity
Source: RefSeq, a predicted model, not a curated record
AUGACUUCAUUACCAUCAAUUCCCAUUUCCAUGGUAGACGGACUUCCUAAUCUUGCUUCAGAUACCUAUCCAAUCACCUGUAUGAUUUGGAAUGUUCAAGGUGCAGGGAGCCCUGCAUUUAUUUCUUCUCACAAAGAGCUUGUUCGAGAGCACAAACUCCUUGUUCUGACUUUAGUUGAGACCCACAUGGGGGGCUGUCAAGCGAUAAAAAUUGCUACCAUACUGGGAUAUUCUGGCCACACCCGAGUUGAUGCACAAGGGUUUAGUGGCAGGAUCUGGGUAUAUUGGAAAAGCGAGCAUAAUCAGUACAUUACAAUGGACAUACAACGUGUGGGGGACCAACCUUGGUACUUCACUCCCGUCUAUGCGAGCCCUGACCCAACCAAACAUACUGAUUUAUGGAGAGAACUUGAAAAAUUUGCAUCCACCAACAACAAACCAUGGCUCAUCGCAGGGGAUUUCAAUGAUACAAGAUUCACUUGGGAACGUUGUAGUUCCUGUUCGGAAACCUCAAGAGGUGCUGCUAGGUUUAACAACUGGGUCGAGGAUAUGCAAUUGCUUGAGGUACAAUUUGCAGGUGCAUUCCACACAUGGGCUAGAGGACUUACCCUAGAAACUCGUCAUAGUCCCCUCCUGGACCGAGCCUUAUGCACUAGUGAUUGGGGGCUGCGCUUCAACAAUGCAAGGGUGAAGCAUUGA